AUGGGUUGUACCGAGUUUCCCCGCAUCAAGGAGAUCCGCACCUUCAUCAUCGAUGGUGUCGGCUCCGGCGGUGAUUACCACAAUGUCAAAGGUGGCCACUGGCUCAUCGACAGCAACAUCUCCACUCCCAUGACCAAGUGGGCGGAGUACCGCGGCUCGCGCACUUCCUGGGGAAUCAAUGUUUUGGGCUCUUUCUGCGUUGAGAUCGAGGCCACAGAUGGUACUAAGGGUUUCGCCACCGGUUUCGACCCCCGUGAUACCAACAACUUGUUCGAGAAAAUGUACAGGGCCUCUAUGUUCUACGGCCGUAAGGGUCUGCCUGUGGCCGUGAUCUCGGUCAUUGACUUGGCCCUAUGGGAUCUGCAGGGAAAGAUCCGCAAUGAGCCUGUCUAUAAGCUCAUUGGUGGUGCGACUCGCGAGCGUCUUGACUUCUACUGCACCGGACCCCAGCCUGCGUCUGCCAAGUCUGCUGGCUUUAUUGGUGCCAAGGUGGCUCUUCCCCACGGUCCUGACGAGGGCACCGAUGGUCUGCUCAAGAACGUUGAGUAUCUUCGUCUGCAGCGGGCUAGCGUUGGCCCUGAUUUCCCUCUGCGUGUUGACUGCUAUAUGUCUCUUACCGUCCCCUAUACUAUUGAGCUGGUAAAGCGCACUGAGCAGUUGGGUCUGAACAUUGACUGGUGGGAAGAGUGCCUGACUCCCGAUGACUUCGAUGGUCACGCUCUGCUGAAGCGUGCUCACCCUACUGUUAAGUUCACCACUGGCGAGCACGAGUUCUCUCGCUAUGGUUUCCGCAAGCUGGUUGAAGGCCGUAACCUCGAUAUCAUCCAGCCUGAUGUUAUGUGGCUUGGUGGCUUGACUGAGCUUCUGAAGGUCUCUGCCCUUGCUGCUGCCUACGAUAUCCCCGUCGUUCCCCAUGCCUCCGGACCCUACUCCUACCACUUCGUCGUCUCCCAGUCCAACAGCCCCUUCCAAGAAUACCUGGCCAAUUCUCCUGAUGGCAAGUCCGUCCUGCCCGUCUUCGGUAACCUCUUCACCAAUGAGCCCAUCCCUGUCAACGGAUACCUUGAUGUUUCGAUUCUUGAUAAGCCUGGAUUUGGUCUUGAGCUUAACCCUGCGGCACCUCUCAUCUCAGGAGCCACCCUGCUGAACCCUGCGCCCCAGAAGGCUCUUCGGGCUCCGGAUGACGAGCAGGCCAUCAACGGCUCUUCCGCCUAA
Molecule: messenger RNA, 1215 nt
Organism: Penicillium waksmanii
Lineage: Eukaryota; Fungi; Ascomycota; Eurotiomycetes; Eurotiales; Aspergillaceae
Product: enolase C-terminal domain-like protein
Exons: 3
Coding region: 1-1215 (404 amino acids)
Biological process (GO): carbohydrate catabolic process
Molecular function (GO): hydro-lyase activity; magnesium ion binding
Source: RefSeq, a predicted model, not a curated record